Messenger RNA from Trypanosoma cruzi, 717 nucleotides. RefSeq lists its product as uncharacterized. The record is from RefSeq and is a predicted model, not a curated record. Lineage: Eukaryota; Euglenozoa; Kinetoplastea; Trypanosomatida; Trypanosomatidae. The transcript has a single exon. The coding region runs from base 1 to 717 and encodes 238 amino acids.
AUGCCGGAAACGGAAUACCCGACAUGGGCCAUUGCUGCAGUGGCGGUAUUUGGCCGUCACACUACCCCGCUGUUCAUACGCACCUUCAUCUCUCCGCGGGAGGUACUUGAGCACCCGGAUGCCGCCACGUGCGCAAACCUUUAUGCUGGCGAGGAGGAUGUUGUGCGUCUACAUUUCCUUUUGUUUUCCUCGCUGGAUCGAUGCGAUGACAUUUUACGUGAGCGGCGAAAGCAACAACAGCUGGAAAAGGGGAGUUCUAUUGCUUCUCGACAAGGCCCCGGUAGUCUCAGGACGGUGGUUGGGGUAUCUGCGGGUGCGGAUGUUCGUUUUCUUGGCAGGCUCCUGCGAAAUCACAAGUUUACUUCCUACGGUUUCCAGUCCGCCUCCGGUAUACGGACGAUCUUGGCGAUUGUGGGCGACAUCCCACUGGACGCGGUUUUGCCGCUUUGCCGCUCAACUUACGAGGCGGCAUCGGCGGCGCUCUGCAAUCCGUUUCGAACCCCACGCAUGCACGCGCACCUGCUGCAGUCGUGGUCCAAGUCGGGAUCGCAAGAACCAACUAUUCUUCCAGCAGAAUACGCGGAAAAUUUGAGAGCUGCGCCGACGCCAGAGAGAGUGGCGGAGGAACCCUCACUGGCGUAUUCGCACGGGUUUAGGGAGCAGAUACGGACGAUAAUUGAGCCAUUCACGGUAACGGCACGCAGUGCUCUGAUCUGA